Molecule: messenger RNA, 1692 nt
Organism: Adineta ricciae
Lineage: Eukaryota; Metazoa; Rotifera; Eurotatoria; Adinetida; Adinetidae
Source: the annotation of a GenBank genome assembly
AUGUCUUUGUUGAAAUUUCCCGAAGAAAUUCUUCUCGAUAUAUUUGAGUACUUUUACUUUUCGGAAUUGAUCUACUCAUUCUAUGAUAUUAUGUGUGUCAACCCGCGAUUUGAAGAGUUAAUCUCAACUCGUCUUCGCUCGAUAAAUUUAUCCAAAGUUGACCUUCGUUGCAUGACGAAAUCACAAUUCCUAUACAUGUGUCGCUAUUUCAAAUCUCAUCUCGAUUCUCUUGACCAAAUUCAACAUCUAAUUCUAUCCAAUCAAUAUACGUUCGGACAAAUACGUUCCUUUCUAAGUCAACUAUCAUUUGAUCAGUUUAUUCAUCUAAAAAAACUACAUUUGAUUCAACCUGCAUUAGACGAAUAUCAUAUUUUGUUUCCAACAAGAUCUACUCAGCUAAAACAUUUGAUCUUAGACAAUCCGGAAUGUGAUGACAAUGGACGUGUUAUACUUAUUGAUGAAAUGGAUGAAUUAGUGAUCCUGACAAUUCAAUCUGACCAUUCGAUACAGUUCCGUUCUCAAUACAAUCGAAUCGAAAAUCUAACUCUGAAAAAACUGAAUUUUCUUGAUUUAAUCGGCUUUUCGACGUUUUUUCCCAACUUACAUUAUCUUGACGUGACAUUAACAGGCACAGACAUUGAUUUGAGUCAAGUUCAUCUUCCGCUAUUAACAAUCUUGAAACUGCGCAGUUCACGUGUUCCACAUGAUUUAUGUGAGAAUUUCUUUCUCAAUCUCUUGCAACUUCGACAAUUAUUCUAUUCAAAUGAAAUCGAUUGCCGAAAAAUUCCAGUCGUGGAUGGUUAUCGUUGUGAAGCCUUUAUUAAACAAUUACCGCUAUUAGAAGAAUUUCAACUCGAUUUGCAUCUGCUCAACGCACAUUCUACGGACAUCUGCGAAAUCACUGGAUCGUUUCAAAACGCGUUUUAUCUUUCAAAGAACUGGAAUAUUGUUUGCGAAUCACGCAUCAAUUCCAACUGUUUUCACAUUUAUUCCGUACCAAUGGAAAUAUCGGCGGAAUUGUCUGUCACAACUGAUAGUUUCGUGUCGUCUCCAGUUUUACCCAUCGAUAAUCUCUACGGAAAUGUCCAACAUUUGAAAUUGAACAUGACAGCCAACUGGCCAUUGGUCACACGGUUCUUUCCCAGCGUAGAUUCACUCGAAUUAUCUCAAUUAAAUCAUUCACGAAUGAUUCCGACGAUUUCGAUUAUCUCCUAUCUAAAUAAAUCCAUAUUUUUGUCCAAACUGAACAAAUUAAUCCUACCAUCGCCAUGUCAUUUCGACGACACACUUCUCUGUUAUCUUUUACAACAAAGUGCACCUAAUAUAUCCAAUCUUGAAAUAUCCUGUCAUUAUUUACUACGUUUAAUUAAAGAAGAGAAACUACAAUCGCCCUUACCCAUACGUAUUCUCACUCUACGCGAUGAUUAUCUUCCGAUUUCAGAUCAAGAACUAUUCAUAAACUUUUUCAAACCAUCAUUGACAUGUUUAUCGUUGUUUUUACAAAAUAAUAAUUCCUUAUCGGAUACAAUACAAUCGUUUCUCGAUAAAUUUCGACUUCUGUUUAGUCUGGAUAUUCUACUGAAUGAUCUUGUAUCCAUGUUGAUACAUGUCCAACUUUGUCAAAUGUUACAACAACGACCGAAAGCAAGUGCGGAACUUCGACCGAUGAACAUUCGAAUUUGGCAGAAAUAA